UUGUUUUUGGUUCUGAUCCGAUUGUGGAGCUGAAGCCUCCUGUGAGCGGCACCCAUCCCAGAUGAAUCUGGCCGGGAUGCUGACGGCUCGACAGAACCGGUUCCUCUGUCCCCACUGCGGUUUGGACUCAGCUGUGAGACGUCUGAUGGUGGACGGUGUGGACGGUCUCUGCUCCCCCUGCAGCUCCUGAUCUGACCUGAGAUCUGCCGUUUCAUCUGAGGCUGAUCCGUCCUCAGGUUCUGAAGAAUCUAAUUACAGAUUUCAGCGUCUGAGUCCAACAGGAGCGAUCAGAAGGAGAAACCCGUCAAUCAGAACCCAAACAGACGGGGCAAAGGACCCGGGCCCCAGGCCAGGUUCUGAUUGGCUGACUCUCCUCAGAGACGCGGUACCAUGGAAACCUCUCAGGUGCUCUGCAGGCCUGAAAGAAAACUAUCUGCGAUCUGUGAUGAGACGGGAAGUGGACAAAAGGUUCUGAUGGAGCGUUGGCUGCAGAUAAGCCCGCUGGAGACAAGCGGUCCAGAUGGGAUGCUGCCUCCACCAGGAAGAGUGAUCAGAACCGAACAAUCAGCUCUGCAGCAGCCGGGUCUGGACCCCACAGAACCCCAGAUUCUAAAACUCACCUGCUCACGUCUGAAAACAGGAAAAGUUGAGUGUUUGGAGCCAGAGCAUCAUAAAAAUACCACCACGCUUCUAGAGUUUGACCCGUUUUAAGCUCUGACCCGUCUAAGAACCUCAGCAGGCUGUCAUGGAGCCCGAUCCCAGGAUGUCAGAAAACGUCUCCUCUCUGGCUCUCUCCAGCAGCUCUGCUCCCCCAGCUCCUCUCAACGCCUCCCAGUCCCCCCCCCCUCCUGCAGACUGGGAGCCGCCCAGUUUUACCCGUGCUGCCCAGUUCAGAGUCGGCGCCACCUUUCUGCUCUUCGCGUUUGCCGCCUGCAGCAACGUCGCGCUGCUGACCAGCGUGUGGUGUGGGCGUGGCCGGCGGCUGUCGUCUCACCUGCGGCCGCUGAUGCUGAGCCUGGCCUCGGCGGACCUGAUGAUGACCUUCGUGGUGAUGCCUCUGGACGCGGUGUGGAACAUCACGGUUCAGUGGUACGGAGGCGACGCUCUCUGCAAGUUGCUCAGCUUCCUGAAGCUCUUCGCCAUGCACGCUUCUGCCUUCAUCCUCGUGGUUAUCAGCCUCGACCGCCAUCACGCCAUCCUGCACCCGCUGGACGCUCUGAGCGCGCACCACAGGAACCGAUGCAUGCUCCUCCUGGCCUGGAGCCUGAGUCUGCUGCUGGCUUCCCCACAGCUCUUCAUCUUCAGAACCAUCCGGGUGGACUCGGUGGACUUCACUCAGUGUGCGUCUCAUGGCAGCUUCAGCCACCGUUGGCAGGAGACGGUGUACAACAUGUUUCACUUCAUCACGCUGUAUGUGAUCCCGCUGCUGAUGAUGAGCUGCUGCUACAGCCGCAUCCUGCUGCACAUCAACCAGCAGCACCUGCAGGACAAAGGUGAGUCACACCUGCGCCGCAGCGGCACCGACAUCAUCCCCAAGGCUCGGAUGAAGACGCUGAAGAUGACGGUGGUCAUUGUGCUGUCCUUCAUCGUGUGCUGGACUCCGUAUUACCUGCUGGGCAUCUGGUACUGGUUCCAGCCCGACAUGCUGCGUGUCACCCCUGAGUACGUCCACCACGCCCUCUUUGUGUUCGGGAACCUGAACACCUGCUGCGAUCCGCUCAUCUACGGCUUCUACACGCCGUCUUUCCGAGCCGACCUGGCUGCUCUCUGCCGGCGGACCAAGAGCGACGCUUCGCCGCGCUCUCUGGACCGAAUGUCUGCCCGGCAGGGUCCUCACAGCAGCGAGGACGACCAACAAGCCGGCCCCGCCCACCGGCCGCCAUCAGACGGACCAACCAGAGAGCAAAAGUGAACCAUGUGACUUUCUCUCCGUUUCCCUGCUGUUGUUUUAUUUCUCUGUUUGUUUAACCUCACAGAAUAAAGUUUAUCUGUCUGGUCA
Molecule: messenger RNA, 1999 nt
Organism: Fundulus heteroclitus (mummichog)
Lineage: Eukaryota; Metazoa; Chordata; Actinopteri; Cyprinodontiformes; Fundulidae
Product: gonadotropin-releasing hormone II receptor
Exons: 4
Coding region: 746-1912 (388 amino acids)
Biological process (GO): G protein-coupled receptor signaling pathway
Cellular component (GO): membrane
Molecular function (GO): peptide binding; gonadotropin-releasing hormone receptor activity
Source: RefSeq, a predicted model, not a curated record